Arabidopsis lyrata subsp. lyrata is the source of this 1766-nucleotide messenger RNA. RefSeq names its product agamous-like MADS-box protein AGL66. The coding region runs from base 616 to 1611 and encodes 331 amino acids. The record is from RefSeq and is a predicted model, not a curated record. Lineage: Eukaryota; Viridiplantae; Streptophyta; Magnoliopsida; Brassicales; Brassicaceae. Gene Ontology annotation, biological process: positive regulation of transcription by RNA polymerase II. Gene Ontology annotation, molecular function: RNA polymerase II cis-regulatory region sequence-specific DNA binding; DNA-binding transcription factor activity, RNA polymerase II-specific; protein dimerization activity. The transcript has 10 exons.
AUAAGCACAAACACCUUGAGAUAGCGUUUAACGGUCGGAAAUUAUAGCCGUUGAAGAAAAAUCAAAUAUUUGUCCAUUAAGUAGAUAUUGCCCAAUUAAAGAGUACUAGUUGCCAUUAAGUAGAUUUCAAAUUAUUGACAAAAUAAAAGACAUACUGGUUAAUCUGAAAUAGUAAUUGAUUUUUUAUACCGGUUAUUAAUUUUUUCCUAUACCUGAAAUCUCAUCAGCAAGCAAAUUUGAUGUCGAGAUGUAGAAACGAAGGGUAAUUUCUGAUUUUGUGCAUUGUCACCACUUUGACCAAAUUAUUACAUAAUUCCAUCUCAUAUACUCCUAUAUGAAUUUUUUUGUGGCAAAAUAUAAGAUCAUUCUUAAUUCGUUCAAAGAACAAAACCCUUUAAUCUCUCUUAAUCUCUUCCAUACAUUUCUAACCAAAUCGCUCUUAUAUACCUAACCUCUCCUUCUUUCAUGGUUCUCUUUUCUCUCGUCCAUGCAAUUCUCAUAUAUAUAUAUAUAUAGGCACUUUUGCCUCCAAUGAUGAGAUUUUCGCAUUCCCUAAACAAAAAUAAAGAAGAAUCUUUGAGUUUGUUGGUGUUGCAUUGAUCGGAUUAAAGAGACAUGGGUCGAGUGAAAUUGGAGAUAAAACGAAUAGAAAACACAACGAAUCGACAAGUUACGUUCUCAAAAAGACGUAAUGGUCUGAUAAAGAAAGCUUAUGAAUUGUCCAUUCUUUGUGACAUCGACAUUGCUCUCCUCAUGUUCUCUCCCUCCGAUCGCCUUAGCCUUUUUUCCGGCAAAACAAGGAUCGAAGACGUUUUCUCAAGAUACAUCAAUCUUUCUGAUCAAGAACGAGAGAAUGCUCUAGUAUUCCCCGAUCAAAGCCGACGCCCAGAUUUCCAGAGCAAAGAGUAUCUACUCCGGACUUUGCAGCAACUCAAGACUGAGAAUGAUAUUGCUCUUCAACUUACAAACCCUACAGCUAUCAACUCCGACGUCGAGGAACUUGAGCAUGAAGUUUAUAAGUUACAACAACAGCUUCACAUGGCAGAGGAAGAACUAAGAAAAUACGAACCAGAUCCAAUCAGGUUUACAACAAUGGAAGAGUACGAAACUUGUGAGAAGCAGCUAAUGGAUACCUUAACACGUGUCAAUCAACGACGGGAACAUAUGUUGAGUCAUGAUCACUUAUCUUCAUACGAAGCAUCUGCUAUACAACAACAGCAAAACAUGGGUGGACCUUUUGUAAACGACGUCGUUGGGGGAUGGCUGACUGAAAAUGGGCCUAACCAAGCCCAUUUAUUCGACGCAUCAGCCCAUUCAGCAAUGUAUGAAACGUUGUUGCAAGGAAGUAGCUCAAGCUCGAACCAAAACAACAUUAUGGGUGAAUCCAAUGUGUCAAAUCAUAACGGUGACAUGUUCCAAGAAUGGGCCCAGGCAUAUAAUUCUACUACGGCCCAUAAUCCGACAACCCUAUUUCCUCCUAUGCAGCAUCAGCACGGAUUGGUUGAUCCCAAUAUGGAAGAAAUUGAAAUCCCGGUUAUGAAGAAGGAGGCACAAGCAGACCAGGAGGUCUCCGACUAUGAUAUAAGAAUGCCUCAGCUCAGUAGCCAAUAAUCUCAAGGAAUUUCAAUUUUACCUUAUCAUAAAAAUUUAUACGUUUUUUUAAAAAAUUUUAUGAACAUUUACAAUAUUUAUACGGUUUUAUUUAUUUAUGAUAAGAUAUUACUAUACAUUUAUAUAAAACACAAUUUCCACCCUUAAGGCCUUAA